GUUGAUAACCGUGUGAGCCACGCCCUGCUCCAGCCUCCAGUGCUCCGCUCGGGGCAGUGCACAUGAAUCAAGUGUCUCUGUGCCUGGCCCGUCGCUAGUGGGUCAAUGUCCUCGUCCUCGCACCCAUAAAUGCUUCCAUUUCCACCAAGCGACACAUCAGAAUACCAGACUGAUCGGUUUCCUUUCUCCGGGAAGAUGGUCAAAUCAUUCUCCUUUCUCCCUUUCUUCUUCUUCCUCUUCAUUAUCGCCUCCUCACAAGCUAAAUCCAUCGUUCAACAUCCUCAGCCCUCCAGCUCGUUCAAGAUCCAGGACAACCAGAGCACCCACCAGAAUGUAAGGAGCUGUUCUUACACAGUGACCAUAAGAACCAGCUGCUCCUCAACAUCAUACACCCGAGAUAGAAUCAGUCUCGCGUUCGGGGACGCUUACGGUAACCAGGUGUACGCGCCGAGGCUGGACGAUCCAUCGACGGGGACGUUCGAAAGGUGUUCGACGGAUACGUACAAGAUAAGCGGGCCAUGCACCUACCAGAUCUGUUAUGUGUACCUGCUGAGGACGGGAUAUGAUGGGUGGAAGCCGGAGUCCGUGAAGAUCAGCAGCCCCUACGUUAACACCAUCACGUUUUACUAUAACACCUUCCUUCCCAACGGUGUUUGGUUCGGAUUCAACCUCUGCAACGACCUAUCGACCACUGCGGCGAUGUGAGACGGUCAGAGAGCAUACGAUUUUUAUUUAUGUAAUUUCUGGGUUUCUACUUUCUAUGAGUGACUAUUUUACACUGUUCGAGCUAUUGGGUACACUUAUCUCCUCUGGUUUUCCACUUUUCGUCCCUUUUUUGCUUGGUGAUGAUGAUGAUGAUGUAAUUGAUUGCCGAAAUCCAAAAUUGGGGUUUGCCUCUUUCUAAUUUUCAA
This is a messenger RNA of Nelumbo nucifera (sacred lotus), 911 nucleotides long. Its product is annotated as embryo-specific protein ATS3A-like. NCBI's taxonomy places the organism in Eukaryota, Viridiplantae, Streptophyta, Magnoliopsida, Proteales, Nelumbonaceae. The record is from RefSeq and is a predicted model, not a curated record. Gene Ontology annotation, molecular function: protein binding.